Messenger RNA from Pollicipes pollicipes, 1755 nucleotides. RefSeq lists its product as uncharacterized. Bases 1 to 1755 code for a protein of 584 amino acids. The record is from RefSeq and is a predicted model, not a curated record. Lineage: Eukaryota; Metazoa; Arthropoda; Thecostraca; Pollicipedomorpha; Pollicipedidae. The transcript has 4 exons.
AUGCGGCUCAUCUACGACGCGACCCUGCGCCUCAUCGGUCGUCAUCUGCGCCGCCUCAGCGGCCAGAGGCUGGUCGACGUCUGCCUGCCGCAGCCGGCCGGCGCUCCAAGCCAGCCGAUCGCCGAGAACGGCGGCGAGACGGAGACCGAGAACCUUCUGUCAUGCCAACAGAAAGGCUUCCGCAGCUAUGACGGAGUGUUGGAGCACAACUUCAUCCUCCAGAGCGCGAUCACCGCCCAGCGGCGACAGCCCGGCGGCCAGCUUCACGUUUGCUUCAUCGACCUGGCGAAUGCAUUCGGGAGCCUGCCCCACAGGUACCUGUGGAGUGGUCUCGCCCGCCUCGGCCUGCCCGGGGAGGUGCUGUUCACUCUGGAGGACCUGUACGACGGCAGCACGACUAUGUACACGACAGCCCAGGGCACGUCCGAGCCCGCGCCCGUCACGCGCGGCGUGCGGCAUGACUGCCCGCUGAGCGGCAUCCUGUUUAAUCUGGGCAUGGAGCCUCUGGUCCGGGCGCUCGACGCCGUCGACCGCGUCACGACGCUCGCCUUCGCCGACGACCUCACGCUUCGCUGCCGCGACGCGGAGGCGCUGGACACCGCGCUCACCACACUAGAGGAGGUGUGCAGCUGGUGUGGACUGGCGCCCAACGCGCGAAAGUCCGGGCUUCUGUCGGUCGGCAGCCCGUCGCCGCAGAAACUGGACGCGCUGCGCGCGUCCAUCCUGCCACGGCUGACCCACUGCCUCCGGCUGGGUCUGCUCCCAAAACAGGCUCUGCGUCAGUUCGACACCGAGCUGCGCUGGAGGGUCAAGGGGGCACUCCAACUGCCGUCUCGCGCGUGCCAGGAGCACCUGCACGCUAGCACCUCGCGCGGCUGUGUUGGUCUCACCGAGCUCGCCUCCGAGGCCGACAUUCUCCUCCUGGCGUCUACAUGGCAGAUCCUCACCUCCCCGGACGAACUCGUCCGCGAGACUGCUGCCUCUCAGCUAAAGGAGUCUGCGGCUGCCCUCCUGCGAGAGGCGGUCCGCCAGGCGGCCGCCGAGCGUCUGUACCGCCUGCCUCACCAGGGGAAAGUGAUGCAGACGGUCGGCGACCAGCGCGUGAGCAGCCACUACAUGUACAGUGGCAGCUUCACUCGCCUCGCCGAUUGGCGCUUUGUGCACCGCGCGCGGCUGGGACUGGUGCCUUUAAACGGCGUCCGUCGCAGCCCUGUGCGGGGCGACGAGCGCUGCCGGCGGUGCGGGUACGCGCGCGAGACGCUGCCCCAUGUGCUGUGCCACUGCAUGCCGCACAGCGCCGCCUUCCAGCGCCGUCAAAGCGCCAUCCUGAGCCGCCUUCACAAGGCGGUGCAGCGGGAUGGCGUGGUGACGCAGAUCAACCGGCGGGUGCCAGGGUGCGCCUCCACCCUGCGCCCCGACCUGGUGGUGACCCGCGGUGACGAGGUCAUCCUGGCCGACGUCACCGUGGCGUUUGAGAACGGGCCAGACGCGCUUCGCGCUGCCAGCGACGCCAAGGUCCGCAAGUACACCCCGCUCGUGCACGAGCUGCGCGGGCGGGGUAAGACGGCCAGUGUGGUGGCGUCGAUCGUCGGCCCCCUGGGCACCUGGUGGCGGGGCAACGAGGCCUCGCUGCGCCGGCACCCUGUCAGCCAGAACUACGCUAAGCUGAUGCGGCGGCUCAUGGUGAGCGACACCCUGAGGUGGUCCCGCGACAUCUACAUUAAACAUCUGUCCGGGCACCGCCAGUACGAGUGA